This is a messenger RNA of Abrus precatorius (Indian licorice), 1277 nucleotides long. Its product is annotated as 50S ribosomal protein L7/L12. The record is from RefSeq and is a predicted model, not a curated record. Lineage: Eukaryota; Viridiplantae; Streptophyta; Magnoliopsida; Fabales; Fabaceae. Bases 226 to 843 code for a protein of 205 amino acids. The transcript has 2 exons. Gene Ontology annotation, biological process: translation. Gene Ontology annotation, cellular component: ribosome. Gene Ontology annotation, molecular function: structural constituent of ribosome.
GCUUCUCAGAUACUUUCUGUUUCACCAUGAAUGGAGGGGCAAAAGUGUAAAACAAAUCAGCAUCCUCUUCGUGUAGGGUGUAUGGCCGAAGAUCCAAACUGUGACAUCCCUCAUAUCACAGUGAAUAAGCCCGUUACGCUCUAACUAGCUCGUGCAUUCCGAAUUCAACUCAAUGUGAUGUUGAAAAAGAGAAACCACGAGUAGCUUCUACCACUACCAUUCCCAAUGAGGUAUUCCCCAUUCAAAUACUUAUCAAAUCUCCGCAAAACCCUAACCCAAAACCCGAACUUCGCUUCUCCACGGAUUUCAACACCGUGCAUCUUCUCACGCAAUGAUCAAUCGAAUUCGGAACCCAAGCCUCGUUCCUUCUUCGUGCGCUGUUACACCAGCGCUUCGCAGCCUCAGGAUUCGGAGAAGGUGUCAUCGAUCGUGGACGAGGUGAUGGGGCUAACGCUGCUGGAAGUGAUGGACCUAGUGGAAGUAAUGCGCGAGAAGAGGGGCAUCAACGAGCUUCCGAUCAUGAUGUUGAUGGUGCCGGGGAUGGGUGUGAGGGGUGUGCCGAAGGGUGCAUCGAAGGGGGGAGGAGGUGGUGGCGGCGGAGUUGGAGUGGAAGAGAAGAAGGCGGAGAAGACGGCGUUUGAUGUGAAGCUUGAGGGUUUUGAUGCUGCGUCGAAGAUCAAGGUUAUCAAAGAAGUAAGGACGUUUACUAGCUUGGGUUUGAAGGAGGCCAAGGAUUUGGUGGAGAAGGUUCCCACUGUUUUGAAGAAGGGUAUCACCAAGGAAGAGGCCGAGACUAUUAUUGCCAAGAUGAAGGAGGUUGGCGCUAAAGUUUCUAUGGAAUAAGGAAAAACUGGAUGAAGAGCAAAACAUAGCCUAGAGUGUUUCUUUUUUUGAUCAAGUGCUGCAGCGUAUUCAUAGCACUAAAGUUCUCAUCGGCAGGCAAUGAAAGUCUACAAAUGUGUCUCAUGAUGCAAAGCUGUUAUGUUUUCUUGUAUUUGAAAAUUUUGCUGAGUAGACUAUGCUCCUACCUCUCUGCUUUUUUAUUGUUAUUCCUCCCUUACAUUAGGCUGUUUUUGCCUUGAAUUUCUCGAUCAUUUCUUAACCAAUGUUGUAUAAUUGGUUUAUGAUAGUGGAAGCAUUUUUUAACUGACACAUACAUUUUACUUGCUGGUAAAGUUCAAGACCCAUUUGGUUGUCCCCCGAACUACCAUGAUCAGGCAAUAAUGUGUAAUGGACAACUAGAAUUGAAGUUAAAGCUCUGAUUGCUGUCUAUUGAC